UGAGCUCAUCGCCCGGCGCCGCCGAUCCGGGAGCUGGGCCCCGGUGAGUGCGUGCGGGGCGGCGGGCCCGGGGCGGCGGGUUGGCCGUGCCCGCGGAUGUGGGCUGAGCUCCUGGCUGUGCCCCGCAGGGCCGGGCUGCGGCUGCUGCACGGGCGGCGGCACGGCGGGAGCGGCGCCAUGAGGCUGCAGGCGCCGCAGUUCCAGGCGCUCUUCACGCCGGGGCUGCGCAGCGUGGCCGAACUGUUUGAGAAGAAGAACUAUGAGCUGAGAAUAGCAGGGGGGGCCGUGCGGGAUUUGCUGAGCGGAGUGACACCACAAGACAUCGAUUUUGCCACCACAGCCACUCCAGCAGAGAUGAAGGAAAUGUUCACAGCAGCUGGGGUUCGUCUGAUCAAUAACAAAGGAGAAAAACACGGAACCAUCACUGCCAGGCUCCAUGAACAGAAUUUUGAAAUUACCACUCUCCGAAUAGAUGUCGUCACCGAUGGACGGCACGCAGAGGUGGAGUUCACCACAGACUGGCACAAGGAUGCUGAGAGGAGGGACCUCACUGUCAACUCCAUGUUUUUAGGUUUGGAUGGGACGCUCUACGAUUUCUUUAAUGGCUAUGAAGACUUGGAAAACAAGAAAAUCAGAUUUGUGGGGAAGGCAGCUGAGAGAAUACAAGAAGAUUAUUUAAGAAUCCUGAGGUACUUCAGAUUUUAUGGAAGAAUUGCAGAGAAACCUGGAGAUCAUGAACCUAAUACACUGCAAGCAAUUAAAGAAAAUGCCAAAGGCUUGGCUGGAAUAUCAGGAGAAAGGAUUUGGGUGGAACUGAAAAAAAUUCUUCUUGGAAACCAUGUCAAUCAUUUGGUUCAGCUUAUGUAUGAGCUGGAUAUUGCCCAGUACAUAGGGCUACCACUUGAUGGGAAUUCAGAGGAAUUUGCCAGAGUCAGUAAAAACAUCCAAAAUCUCUCUCCAAAACCCAUGACUGUCCUGACAUCCUUGUUCAAGGGGAAGGAUGAUGUCACAAACCUGGACCUGAGGCUGAAAAUCUCCAAGGAAGAAAAAAACCUUGGCCUUUUCUUGGUGAAGCACAGGCAGGAGUUAACCAAAGGCCCGGGGCCAGAACCACUUAGACCAUACCAGGACUUCCUGAUGGAUUCUAGGGAAGCUAACACCAGCUCCAAGAUCUUUGAGCUCCUGAAGUACCAAGGAGAGGAACAGCUUUUGAAAGAAAUGCAGGAAUGGACUGUGCCCUCUUUCCCUGUGAGUGGCCACGACCUCAGGAAGAUGGGGGUGUCCUCUGGGAAGGAAAUUGGGACAGCACUGCAGCAGCUGAGGGAUGAGUGGAAAAAGAGUGGAUACCACAUGGAUAAAGAGGAACUGCUGAGCUGCCUGAAGAAGCUGUAAAGUGAAUAAUAACAGAACUGUGUGUGCCCUGAUCCGAGAGGAACUGAGCUCCAGGAAACUGAGCCUCUCACAGCCAACUGAGCAUUUGUCACAUUUAACAUUUUCAUUACUAAUUCCUAACUUCUGCAAGGAGAGGUUUCAUUUUGUAAUAAUGUAAAACAUUCUUUGCCAAAUCCCACCUUUUCAACCUCUCUCUGCUGUUCUUAGUGAUAAAUAUUUACUAUUUUAUCAUGACUUAGGGCAUGAGAGGUGAUGGCAAGAUUUUUCUCCUUCUGACUGUCUAUAUCCAAAAGAAAAAAUCCCAAAAUCCCCCCAAAAAAGGUUAUUUGCAUUCUCUAGAUCAAAUCAUGGAGGGGUUUUUAUGUGCCUAGGAGAAUGUGUGGAAAUAAUGGGCUCUACCUGAACUCUUCUUGUACUUACAGCUGGAUAACAGAUGGAAAUACUCACUCCAGCAGUUCCCAACAGCCUUGGCAUGGAAAACCAGGCUGUUUUCUAGGACUAUUUUUAUUUUCCAGAAUUCCAGAAUCAGUUUUAGGUUAAAAGGAUGACCUGGCUGAGAGAGUAUCAUGAAUUUUCAGUAGUUUUUCAGUAACUUAUCACUGAGCAAACUAAAUCCACAGCAAACUGGUGAAGGUUCUACAUUGUAUUUUCAACUUCAGGUGUGAGACAAACUAUUAAUGUUAAUUAACAUUAACAAGGGGAGAUGCAGCUCCUUGUCUUGGGAAUUUGGGGAUUUGGAGCAGAGCUAUUCCUGGUUGUUAUGAAUGUCUUCUUACUCCUGGGGUUUUUGGUGUGCUGUUAAAAAGUCCCUGGGAGCAGCUCUUGUGUGUAGAAAUCUUACUGCAGGUUGAAGUUUUUUCCUACAGAACCAUGGUAAUGAAUAAAAUCCUUUGGAUUUCA
Molecule: messenger RNA, 2292 nt
Organism: Vidua macroura (Pin-tailed whydah)
Lineage: Eukaryota; Metazoa; Chordata; Aves; Passeriformes; Viduidae
Gene: TRNT1
Product: tRNA nucleotidyl transferase 1
Exons: 7
Coding region: 97-1392 (431 amino acids)
Biological process (GO): RNA processing
Molecular function (GO): RNA binding; nucleotidyltransferase activity
Source: RefSeq, a predicted model, not a curated record